UUCAAUUGGUUGAGUUGUGAAAAAAAUAUAUGGGGAGUCGAAAAGUAUUGGUUGAGGUUUGUAAUGCCAAAAACCUGAUGCCAAAAGAUGGUCAAGGGACAGCAAGUGCUUAUGCGAUCGUUGAUUUUGAUGGUCAGAGAAGACGAACCAAGACGAUAUCGAGAGAUUUGAAUCCUCAGUGGGACGAAAAGAUCGAGUUUCUUGUUCAUGAUGUUGCCUCAAUGGGGACCGAGAUUCUUGAGCUAAAUGUUUAUAAUGAUAACAAGAAAACCGGUAAAAGAAGUACUUUUCUCGGUAAAGUUAAGAUUGCCGGGAAUGUUUUUCCGGUUAGCGGGUCAGAGGCAUUGGUUUAUUAUCCUUUGGAAAAGAGAAGUGUUUUUUCUCAGAUUAAAGGCGAAAUCGGGCUCAAAAUUUGUUAUGUUGAUGAAGAAGUUGCACCCGCUCCGGCUUCUGAAGAACAGAAGCCUGAAGCGGCUGAAACUCCUCCAGCGGCGCCGGAGGAGGAGAAAAAAGCGGAAGAGAUGGUGAAGCCUGUAGAGGAAGGAGAGAAGAAAGAAGAAAAGCAGCCGCUGGUGAAAGAGAAAAAAGAAGAGGCCCCACCGGCGGCUACUCCUACUAAAGAGGUGGAGACGGGCCCACCAGUUGUGCCGCCCCCACCUCCUGUGGAGGAUACUGCUAUAGCGCAGUCACCUAAACCAAAACAAAGUGAAGAGAGUCUUCAGUUGGCUAGAAAUCAUUCUAAUUUGGAUUCUGAUGUUGCUAAGGUUUCGCUUUCAAACCAUCAUCGUGGAAGUAAUGCAUUUGAUCUAGUCGAUCGUAUGCCAUUUCUCUACGUGAGGGUUGUGAAAGCGAAACGAGCAGAUAAGGAAUCGGAUGAUUCAACUGUGUACUAUGCAAAACUAGCAAUCGGAACUCAUAGUAUCACUACCAAAACACAAGGUACAGCCAAAGAUUGGGAUCAGGUUUUCGCAUUCGAUAAAGAAGGUUUGAAUUCGACAUCUCUAGAAGUUUCUGUUUUUGAUAAAAAGACUAAAGUUAUAGUAGAAGAAGGUAAGGAAAAUAAAGAAGAAAUUACGGAAAGUUGUUUGGGAACUGUCUCGUUUGAUCUACUAGAAAUACCCAAAAGAGUACCACCAGACAGCCCCUUAGCUCCUCAGUGGUAUACUCUAGAAGGUUCGCCAGAGAAUUCUCCGGCGACAGACGUUAUGCUUGCUGUCUGGUUAGGUACCCAGGCGGAUGAAGCAUUUCAAGAGGCGUGGCAAUCUGAUUCUGGAGGGUUGAUUCCAGAAACCCGAGCCAAAGUUUACCUGUCUCCGAAGCUGUGGUAUUUAAGAUUAACUGUUAUCCAAACCCAAGAUUUGCAGCUGGGCUCGGGUUCAGGAGCCGAGCCUAGAAUAAAAAACCCGGAGUUGUUUGUAAAAGGUCAACUCGGGCCACAGCUGUUUAAAACAAACCGGACAACAGUGGGGCCAUCUAGUACUUCUUCUAAUCCUACGUGGAAUGAAGAUUUGGUUUUUGUGGCAGCAGAGCCGUUUGAGCCGUUUUUGGUGAUUACCGUUGAAGAUGCAUCUAACGGUCAGACCGUUGGACAUGCUAAGGUGCAUGUUGGUAGCAUAGACAAGCGGACAGAUGAUCGGUCAACAGUUGGGUCAAGAUGGUUCAAUUUGGUUGGUGAUGAGAAUCGUCCUUAUGCAGGUAGAAUUCAUGUUGGUGUUUGUUUAGAAGGUGGCUAUCACGUGCUUGAUGAGGCUGCUCAUGUGACUAGUGACACCCGGCCCACCGCCAAGCAGCUGUCUAAACCGCCUAUUGGGUUGCUCGAGGUUGGGAUUCGUGGGGCUGCUAAUUUGCUUCCAGUUAAGACGCGGGAUGGUACACGUGGCACGACAGAUUCUUAUGUGGUUGCUAAGUAUGGGCCGAAAUGGGUCAGGACUCGUACAAUUCUUGAUCGAUUUAAUCCACGGUGGAAUGAGCAGUACACGUGGGAUGUUUAUGAUCCGUGUACGGUGCUAACAAUAGGUGUGUUUGAUAAUGGGAGGUAUAAGAUAGGGGAGGGGGAUGAUAAGCCUAGUAAAGAUGUGCGUCUUGGGAAGCUUAGGGUGCGGCUCUCAACACUUGAUACUAAUCGGGUGUACAUGGGUUCGUAUUCUCUUAUUGUGUUGCUUCCUAAUGGAGCUAAGAAAAUGGGGGAGAUUGAAAUUGCAGUUAGGUUCUCGUGUUCAUCGUGGAUUAGUCUACUUCAGGCUUACUCGACUCCUAUGCUUCCACGGAUGCACUACGUGCGCCCUUUGGGUCCUAUGCAACAAGAUAUGUUGAGGCAUAAUGCUAUGAAGAUUGUUACUGCAAGGUUGGCAAGGUCUGAGCCAGCUUUGGGCCAGGAAGUGGUUCAGUUUAUGCUUGACUCGGAUACUCACACUUGGAGCAUGAGAAGAAGCAAGUCCAAUUGGUUUAGAAUUGUUAAUGGCUUGUCAAAAGCAGCAACUUUGGCAAGGUGGCUUGACUCGAUUUGCACAUGGGCUCACCCACCAACAACAGUCCUGGUCCAUGUGCUUUUCCUGGCUAUCGUUUUGUGCCCACAUCUAAUCCUGCCAACAGUUUGCUUGUAUGCCUUUAUAAUUGUAGCAUUGAGAUACAGAUACCGAAUGCGAGCCCCUGUCACAAUGGAUCCAAGACUCUCCCAAGUCGAUUCUGUGGGACCAGAUGAGCUCGAUGAGGAGUUUGAUGGGUUUCCGAGUUCAAGAUCACCGGACCAGAUUCGUAUCCGGUAUGACAGAUUAAGAUCCCUAGCAGGCCGGGCCCAGACACUGCUUGGCGACAUGGCUGCACAGGGAGAGAGGUUAGAGGCGUUAUGCAAUUGGAGAGACCCAAGAGCCACAGCUAUAUUUGUGGUGGUUUGUCUAUUGGCAUCACUAGUGUUCUACAUUGUGCCGUUUAAGGCUUUUCUGUUGGGAAUGGGAUUCUUUUACAUACGACACCCUCGGUUCCGUGGCGACAUGCCGUCUCUGCCCAUCAACUUUUUCCGGCGACUACCGCCCCUCUCAGACCAGAUCCUAUAACCCGAAUUGAAUCUCGGGUAAAAAUUUCAUUUUUAUGUAUUAUUUGAUUUGGUAGCACCUUUAGUGCACACAUUGGUUAGAUCAAUUGGAAGUAUUACAUUAUAUCUGUAAACCUGUUAUUGGAUUCAAUAUGAAAAUGUGGUUGAUUCAUAA
Messenger RNA from Erigeron canadensis, 3206 nucleotides. RefSeq names its product FT-interacting protein 7. The transcript has a single exon. The record is from RefSeq and is a predicted model, not a curated record. Bases 30 to 3053 code for a protein of 1007 amino acids. NCBI's taxonomy places the organism in Eukaryota, Viridiplantae, Streptophyta, Magnoliopsida, Asterales, Asteraceae.